Molecule: messenger RNA, 3834 nt
Organism: Frankliniella occidentalis (western flower thrips)
Lineage: Eukaryota; Metazoa; Arthropoda; Insecta; Thysanoptera; Thripidae
Product: nuclear pore complex protein DDB_G0274915
Exons: 12
Coding region: 1-3759 (1252 amino acids)
Source: RefSeq, a predicted model, not a curated record
AUGUUUUUGGGCUUUGGAAAAAGGAAUUCCACACCAAAAAGGCCUGGAACGCCUCAGGAAUCGCCUAAAACACUGUCAUCUCCUGGUCUUAGCCUGGCCGCGGAUGGGCCAAAUGGUGGUUCUCGAUCAACUGUUCAAACAACUGCUGGACCAUUGUUGUCUUCAACAAGAUUUAAUUCAAUCCUAGAUGCAUCAACUUAUGCUAAUGUUAAUAGUCCUGGUUUCACCAGUAGAGUUGUCAAUUGCGCCUCAAAUGGGAAUUCUUAUCAUGAGAAUAGUGCAACUCAUCAGAGCAAGUACUCAACAGUGGGGCUUUUUCCAAGAGUUAAUCUAGGAGGCCAGUCAACUCUAUCAAUUCUCUCGCCGCGCAACAGUCAAAAAGUUGGCAGAACACCAGUUAGAGUCCGUAUUGCCCCACCUUCCAGCAAUCUUCUCAGGAGGCACUCCAUUAGUUUUAGCUCUUCAGAAGCUAUCAAAGUUAACAGUGAAAUUUCAAAGCAACUUCUAUCAUCCCCUCAACAAAGCCACAGAAAAGAAGGCAGCUUAACUCUAUCAAAGAACACUGAUGGUGUUUCCUCACUAGACAACCUUCAAGAGGCGUCAAGGAAGCGGAUAUUUUCUGAGUGUCAAGAUAGUUUUGAUGAAUCAAAGAAAAGACGAAAGAAGACUGAAAUUCCCAUCCCCAACCCAAACAACGAUGUGUAUCAUUAUAGACAUGUGCGAGCUCCAUCAGUCCCUACCAGUCCUCCCCAACCAGAUAAUGCCUCUCAGGGUAAAAGAGCAAGAGAGAAGGGGUCGCCUGAAGAGCAGAAACGCCAGCGGAGGAAAGUUUGCAACACAAACAAUGCUAUCUUUAGCUCACUUAGCUCUAGCCGAAAUUUGUUAGAGAGACUUACUUCCCAAAAACGGAAGUCUAUUGAUACUUCCCGGUCAAGUAGCCCAUUAACACCUUUGAGUGGUAAGCAAGUAAAAGAAAGCAAGACAACUCCUAAUGUAAAAGCUGCAGAAAUUAACUUGAGCAUUAUUCCUCACAAAAAGAGUGAAAAAAUAUCUGAUGAUGUUGAUAAAGUUGGUACUCCAAUCUCAUCUAAAGUAAUAUCUCAGAGAAGUGAUUUGUGUACAAGAGAAAAGAAUGAAAUUGGGGAAAAGACUGUUCUUAAAGACACUAACCAAUCAUCUACUUGUGAUUACACCACAAAACUUUUCCGGAAAGAUGUGUCUUCACAUGUACCUAGGACACCAACAUCCAAAACAACUAAACAAAGCCUAUGGGUGCAAGCACCUGAAGUUGAUGACUUGAGCUGUUCUCUUCUCAGUGAUGAUUCAAAACUUGACAGACCUGAAAGACUAAAGAGCUUAUUGGCACGAGUCAGUGGCAAAGACAAAAAUCCUGCUGAUGAAACUAAUCCCACGAUAAGUGAUGCUUCCAAAGAAUCUUCAAAGGGCUCUUUUGUUGGAGCUUCCUUACCUGGCAAUACCACUUUGAAGGCACUUUCACCAUCUUCAGCACUUACAGUGACUGUAUCAUCAACAUGUACUAUCAUGACAUCUGCUACUGUUACAUCUGUAAAUGGAGUGCCUUCUUCUGAAAGCAGCCGUCCACCCCCAAGUAUGCCUGCCUCUGUCACAUCCACACAGAGUUCUCAGUUACAGCUUACAACAGGAAAAUCCCUAGCAGGUGUGACUUCACCUUCAGCUGGAGGGCAUAAGCCAGAAUCUCUGUUGAAUGCAAGUGGUGUUGGUGCUUUGACUGGCACCUCUUCAAUUGGAGGAUUGAAGUCAUCUACUGGUUUCACCAUGAAAUCGCCUGACAACAAUAAUUCUACUUCUCAAAGUGGAAGUAAAGCAAAUACAUCAGCGGAGUUACCGAAAGCUACUUUUCAAUUUGGGUCGAGUAGCAGCAAUGUACCAACACCUAGUAAUUCUCACUUCAGCGUGACACCUAAUGUGGAAACAUGUGCUGCAGUAUCUGCUAAUUCAAAUAGCUCGCCAUCAUUUUCUCUGGGUUCUAAGAGUGACCAAACAACUGCAGUUGCAAGUUCGACCUUCCAAUUUUCGUCCAAGCAGUCAAAUACUGCACAUUUGCCAGGACCCAAAUCAAGUACCAACCAGGCAACAUUUUCAUUUGGGUCUAGUGGCAAUGCACAAACAGGAGCGGCAAAUUCAAGCUUCCAACUUGGAUUAAAUGGAACAAGUUCACCUGCACUUCCUAAAUCAUCAGAAAGUGCAAAUUCUGGAGCACCAAAAACUACUUUCUCCUUUGGGUCAAGCACUGCUAUCUCUUCAGAAGCUCCAAAAUCUGCACCUCAAAUCGGAACAAGUAGCAAUACCCUUGAAGUUGCUUCGAAGUCAACAUUCCAAUUUGCAUCAAGUGGGCAGGCUGCAAAUGUUCCAACUGUGCCUUCAUUUCAGUUGGGGUCAAACGUCAGCAACUCUACUUCAUCAACAUUUCAGUUUGGGUCGGGUAGUAAUAAGCCAGUUAUGCCAGCUACUGCUACCAAAACAGCUGUCCAAUUUGGAUCCAUCAGCACUGGUUCUUCUGAGGGCACUAAACCAAGUUUUCAAUUUGGAUCCAGCACAAGUACUUCCUCCUCUCCCCCAUCAUCAUCCUUUCAGCUUGGAUCAAAUAGUGGAUCAAUGGUGGCUCCCAAUGCAGCUGUUCAGUUUGGAUCUACCAGCAGCAGUGGUUCAUCUUUGGGUGCUAAAUCUAGUUUCCAAUUUGGGUCAAGUAAUCCAUCAAUGGCUCUUAAACCAACAGUUCAAUUUGGAUCCACCAAUAACGGAUCUUCUGAGGCUCCCAAAUCAGCCUUUCAAUUUUCAAGCACUAGCGUUUCCUCUGGAAAUCCUAAACCUGCCCUUACAUUUGGAUCAAGUGGCACUCCCGAUAUUUCCAAGCCCUCUAUGUCAUUUGGCUCUACUGGUUCUUCGAAAGAUACUUUCCAAUUUGGAGGGGGUAGCCAAAACUCUUCAUCAGCAAAUCCUUCCUUUCAGUUUGGAUCUACUGCAGCAUCUCCUCAACAAUCAAAUCAGUUUGGAUCUAAUGCAGUGUCUCCUCAACAAUCAAUCCAGUUUGGAUCUAAUGCUACAGGCGCCGCUUCUCAAUCCACCAGCUCGCCCUUUGCAUUUGGGUCCAACUCAAGUAAAUCUGUGGAUUCAUCCAAGCCAUCCUUCCAAUUUUCUACCAGCUCUGAUAAACCAACAUUUGGCUCAUCUCAAGGUUCAGGUUCUGCAUUUAGUCAAGUGCCACAACAACAGUCAAAGGGAGCUUUUGCAUUCGGUCAACCGUCCAAUGCUGGCACCAAUGUUAAUGAAGCUAAGAAUACCUUUACAUUUGGGUCCUCCACACCUUCAUUUGGCUCCACCAGCGCAAGCUCGCCACCAUUUGGAUCAGGAUCAAGUUCUGCCACAUUCGGUUCUACGUCAAGUACACAUUCAGCACAGCCCUCUUUUGGGUCUUCUGCACUAAAAUCAAAUGGAUUCAAUUCAACACCAACUUUUGGCGGUGGCUCCAAUUCAGGUGCUUUCUCCUUCAGUGCCAACAGUUCAUCAGGAGUAGGAACCAAUGCUGGGGCUGGUGGAGCCUUUUCUUUUGGCCAAAACCAAGAUCAAGCUUCUCAAUCAUUUAGCUUUAAUGCCACUGUCACAACGGUCCCUAAUCCUUCUGCUCAAGCUGCUCAAACUCCUGGUUUGUUUAGCGUUGGUGCAGGAUCAUCAUCCAGUACACGUCGUGUCGUAAGAGAUGCUCGCAGGCGACGGUGAUAAUUUACAUAGCAUGUAUUUGGUUCUGUAUUGUUGUAUUUUAUGUAAUUUUUAAUAUAAACUAUUGUUUUGUAA